UGGUGUCAUUUCUACUAAGGUCGACACUAAAACUACUACAACCAAAAACUUUUGCUAAAUUUCUUCCAUGGCUCUCUCUUGUUCGGUACUAAGAGCUUUCCUCCUAGCUCUGACUCUUGCAUCCCUUCAUCUCUCAGCAUGCAAUUUGCUAAAAGGAUCAGUCUCUUGCCUUGAUUGUCACUUACGCUACGACCUCUCUGGAAUAACAGUUGCGAUUGAGUGUGAGCACAACAAGCUACAAGAGACCACAUUAACCAAUGACAAGGGUUAUUUUGAAGCGAAAAUCUCUUCAAGCUCUCCCAAUUGCUUUGCUAGACUUGUUGGAGGACCAGAACAACUUUGCUCCUAUAAGAAAUCUAUGGUCAGUAGGAUUGUCAAAGCGAAAGGAUCAGAGUACACCUACACUUUAUCUGCUCCUCUCAGUUUCCUCUCUUCAUGUCCCUCGAAGAAGUCCUUGAUCGGAUCCUCGAAGACCGUUGAUCUUCCUCUUCCGAAAGAAUGGGGGUUGGCUCCUACAAGCUACUAUGUGCCUUUCUUUCCCAUUAUAGGAAUUCCAUGAGCAUGCCACUUAGUUUAGUGUUCUUUCCUUUUGAAUUUGUGAUGUGUUUGUAGCAGUAAAUUGGUAAGUUGAAAGUAGAACCUUAGUGCUCGUAUGGCUGCGCGCUUGAGAGAACGUGCGUGUUAGUGUGCUAUGUGAUGUUGCUACUAGUUGUUAUCUCAGUACUGCCACUGAUCAAAUGUUGUUUUUUUGUACAAAAUCGUGAUUAGUUAGUAAUAUAAUGUAUGAGAUGGUAAGAGUUGCUGUUCUCUAUUCUCGUA
This is a messenger RNA of Asparagus officinalis (garden asparagus), 819 nucleotides long. RefSeq lists its product as uncharacterized. The record is from RefSeq and is a predicted model, not a curated record. Bases 68 to 559 code for a protein of 163 amino acids. The transcript is spliced from 2 exons. NCBI's taxonomy places the organism in Eukaryota, Viridiplantae, Streptophyta, Magnoliopsida, Asparagales, Asparagaceae.